This is a messenger RNA of Megalops cyprinoides (Indo-Pacific tarpon), 3082 nucleotides long. RefSeq names its product zinc finger protein 420-like. The record is from RefSeq and is a predicted model, not a curated record. NCBI's taxonomy places the organism in Eukaryota, Metazoa, Chordata, Actinopteri, Elopiformes, Megalopidae. The transcript is spliced from 3 exons. The coding region runs from base 150 to 2747 and encodes 865 amino acids. Gene Ontology annotation, biological process: regulation of transcription by RNA polymerase II. Gene Ontology annotation, molecular function: DNA-binding transcription factor activity, RNA polymerase II-specific; RNA polymerase II cis-regulatory region sequence-specific DNA binding.
UUGUGUUGUUAAGUAACAAUUAGCCUAGCUAGCUUAUGUUAUUAGAGGCGAAGCUUUACCCUGGUUUCUGCUGAUGUAUAGUAGUUAACUGGAUACUCGUAUGUUUCAGUGGGAGAGAACUGAAGACGUUUUCCAAGAAAUAUUUAAAAAUGGAACUAGUUCACAUUAAAGAGGAGCCAUUUGAAUGUGAAUUGGGAUCGGAAGCAGAAAAACAAUUUGAAAGUGAUUGCAGACUGGUUUCAGAUGAAAGCAAACUGCAGUACAAUGGAGUAGAAUACCAGCAAAACAAGAUGCUUGGAUUUAUAUCCAAGCCAACAGUUUCUUUUUCAAAGGAAAGUUUUCUUGAUUUAGCAGAUCAGUUGGAUGAAGAUGAUGAAAGAGGAAAUGACUGGAAGAGCAAGAUGCGCGCAAAGGAUUCAUUGCGAUCGGUCAAAAAGGGAUGCUUUGAGGAGAAGAGUCAGGUUCAGCACAAUAACUGUGGAGCUACUUUGAACACAGAUGGUAACAGUAAUGCUGACUUUAACCAGCACAAUGGCUAUGUCAAUAUUAAGGAGAAUGGUAACCUAAAGACUGACUUAAAUGCAGUCUGUUUUAAGAAGACACUUACCAGUGACAGUAACAUUAGCUUCGAAAAGAGUGUUAAAUUGAACUCUCCUGCUGAAAUUAAUUUGAUCUUGAACAGAGUCAUUACCUCUGAAAACCCAAACCCGAAACGAAACACAGACACUGACUCUGAAACUGCUGUGGAGAGUGUAGACAAUUCCAUGGUGGACAAUUUGCAAAUUAUUACAGUUCAAAUAAAAGAGGAGGAAUAUAACUAUGGAUUUGAAGGGGAAGGAGAAAUGGAGGGAGAAGAUUUAGCUGGGAACAAGAGAGAAGACAGGAAAACUAUUCUCCCCUCUGUCCCUAAAUAUGGACGAAGAGACAAGGCCUAUCCAUGUUUGGAGUGUGGUAAAGUUUUUGAUAGAUCGUAUAAUUUGAAACAGCAUAGUAGGGUCCACACAGGAGAGAAACCAUACAGCUGUUCACUCUGUCUGAAAACAUUCACCCAGUUAGGGUCUCUGAAUAAGCAUAAGCAUAGCCACAGUGGUGACAAACCAUUUCUCUGUCCCAUAUGUCUGAAGACCUUUGCCAAUGCAUAUAGUUUCAAAAGGCACCAGCAAAUCCAUUCUGGAGAGAGACAAUGCUACCUUUGCACCAUCUGUGGGAAGAGUGUCAGUACAGAGGGGAGUCUAAAAAAGCAUCAGAAGAUUCACACAGAGAAGCCAUUUUUUUGUACCUCAUGUGGGAUGAGCUUCAGCCAAUCAGAGGACCUUGAGAAACACCGACAGGAUCAUAAAGGAGGCGGGCUGUAUUACUGCCAUCAGUGCAAUAAGAGCUUCAAUCAGGAAGGUGUGAAAUCACACCUGUGCAUCUCCCACACUGGCCAAUCCCAAUGUGGAGACAGUCGGUGUAAUGAUACCUACUUGAAAGGUCACCUUAAGGAUCAAUUUGAGGAGGCAGAGAGAGGGGAGAGCAGUACGGCAAAUGAAGAACAGCAUGGAGAGACAGGAAGAAACUCACCAUCUACGGUUCUCUCUGUUAAGAUCAAAGAGGAAGAAAUGGGAAUAGAGGUUCAUUUGGAACAGGAAAAAUUGUUUGAAAUGGAAAUUUCUGAUCUGGGGGAGAGCACAAAAUGCAAAAAAACUACUCAAAUACUUGUUUCAGAUGAAUCUGGAAAGAACCUGUCUGUGGUAACUUGUCAGACUCACAAAACCACCCCCCAUCUGGCAUUGAAAUGCCAGUCACAGCAAAGUCAUUGUAAUCUCAAUUCAUCAUCUCACUGCUCUCUCUCUCCGCCCUCAGAGAAAUCUUGUGCUGAUCUCCCUUCCUCCGUAACGCUCUCUUCUUCUCACUCCUCUUCCCAUUCACCAGUGCAUGCACGUCUCUCAGUGCAAACCACUUCCCUUUCCCCUCCACCCUCUCCACCUCCCCCUCUCAAUACAGUAACGUCUUCCCUGUGCUCCCCUGCCAAAAUACAUAUGCCCCCCACACUUCCUUCCAUAAAAGCCAGUCCACUCGCUACAACUGCCCGAUCCUUCCCCCAGCCUCCAUCUCAUCCACCAAAGCCGCACCCUUGCCCAACUUGUCCAAAAACAUUCUCCUGUGUAAAAAACCUACGUAAGCACUUGAGAAUACACUCUGGGCGUGGGGUGUUUACCUGCCCCACCUGUCCACUCAGCUUCCUAGCUGAGGGAAACCUCAUUACACAUAUGAGGGUGCAUACAGGUGAACGCCCUUUCUUGUGUAAAAAUUGCCCAAAAACAUUUAUGAGGAAAUCUGACUUAAAAACCCACUCAAAACUGCACUCAGGUCAGAACCUUUUCACGUGCACUUACUGUGCUAAGUUUUACACUUCCAAUAAUGACUUGAAAAGACAUCUGCUUGUUCACACGGGGGAGAAACCAUACAGCUGCCCCAGCUGCUCCAAGAGGUUUCGACAGUGGGGUCAUGUUAAGGUCCACAUGCGUGUACACACUGGAGAGAGACCAUACUGCUGCUCACAGUGUGGAAAGAGUUUCAGCACUGGAUCCAGCCUGAAGCUGCACCAGCGCAUUCACACAGGGGAGAAGCCAUACUGCUGCACCCAGUGCAACCGGCUUUUUACCAGACUAUCCCACCUGAGAUUACACUUGCAUACGCAUACCAGAUGGGAAGGAAGGGACAAAGGGACAGUUGUAACAACACCAUCAAUGGGGAAGGAGUGAAUCACAUAUAAAACAAACUUUUAAACUGUUGUUUAAAAUGUAUUGUGCUUCUGGGGUUCAGUCCAAGAACCACAUUCCAUUUAGAAAUAUCUUUCAGUCAGCAGUUGAGUAAUGCCAGAUGAUGGCAAUGAAGCCAGUCUUUAAUCCAAUUAUUUAUUCCAGUGGAGUACAUAAGAAUGACAUUAAAGCAAGAAAACCCUAUGGAUCUCAAUAACCAUGCUGGACCAGACUUGGUAUUUGACAUAGCAUUAAACUCCUUUACAGUGUUUAUAAUAUUAUACUGUAUUGUAGUGAGGCAUACCACCUCUAUACUGUAAAGUUGUAUCAUUACUCUA